This is a messenger RNA of Lutra lutra (Eurasian river otter), 3559 nucleotides long. Its product is annotated as translation initiation factor IF-2-like. The coding region runs from base 1 to 1317 and encodes 438 amino acids. Lineage: Eukaryota; Metazoa; Chordata; Mammalia; Carnivora; Mustelidae. The record is from RefSeq and is a predicted model, not a curated record. The transcript has 3 exons.
AUGGCCGCGCCGGAGAGCGCGGCCUGGGACUCCGGGCGCCCUCCCAGAGCGCGCUCCGCCCGUGCCCCAGCUAGCCUCGGCUUGGGCGCCCACCACCAAAGAGCCCGCUCGCCCGGCCAUCUCUGGCCGUUCCCUCUCGCCUCUCCGGAGUGGCCGCGCCCUCAGCGGCCGGGCCCAGAGGCCCUGGUCCGCGGAGCUGGGUGCGCAGCCGGGGGAGGCCCCGCGCACUCAGCGGUCGGCUUGGGGUCUCUGCGCUCAUCCGGCGCGCAGGGGUCUGACGCGGCGGCCCAUCUAGGCCAGGGCGCGGCGGCCUGUGGGUGGCGGUGGAGAUGGCGCGGUGCAGUCCCCUCCGCGGCUCCGUGGGCCACGCCAGGCGCCGGGCCGGCCAGGCGGAGAAGGGGCGGUUCCUUCGGGCAAGGCUCGUUUCUCUCACGCAGCGGUCCGGAGGCUGGGACCUGGAGGGGGAUCAGGGCGCAGAGCCGCGGGGACAAGGAGGUGGUGGGCACGGGGCUGCGGGGCGCUCGGAACGGCCGGGGAGGUCCCCGGGCAGGUGCAGCGGCCGUCCCCGGAGCGCAGUGCCCGCGCGGCCGAGCCUCUCGGCGCCCCGCGUCCCGGCCGGCAGAUAUCCGAGAGCCGCGGAGCCGCCCCCCGCGUCAGCGCCCGCAGAUUGGCGGAGACGCAGCCCCGCGAGUCACGGCCAGGCCUGAGCCGACUCCGCUCCCUCUCCUUUCUCCUCCCCUCGGCCGCGCCCCGCGUUGCCUCUGCAGCUCCCGGCCCGCUAAGGAGAGGGCGCCUUCUUCCCUUGGUGGCCGAGAGAAGACGGAGCGACCCAAGAGACAAAGGCCGGAGGGCUCGGGCGCGGCGAGCCGACUCCCGCAAGACGGGGAGCGCGCGCGGACGCUGUCGAAGGGGCCUCUCCGGCCAGGCCGCGGGACGCGGGACCUCCGCCCGCCUGGGGCCGGCCGCCGCCAGCUGCAGCCUCCGGGCUCCUCCCCAGAUGAGCCGAGGGCCGGAGUCCAGGCCAAGUCCCUCCCCGGAGCCGCCGGGCGUCUGCGCCGCCGGAUGAGCUCCCUGCCGGGAGGCGACCUCGUACCCCCCACCCCGGGAGGCCCCCAGCCGCGCCCCGCACCCGGCGUGGGGGAAGAGGGGACGACCGGCCGCCGCCUCGUCGCCGGAGAGACGAGAGGAGCUCGGGUGCUUCACCCCUGGGACUCAUGGACUCUCUGUGUCUGGCCCGGGCCCUACCCUGCAUGCAGUAGGCACCCACCAGAUGCUGGUGAUGGAGAGGUGUCCCAGCCCAGCUGGCCAGAGAAGUGAAGAUCUCUGAAGCCAUUUGAAAAUUAAGUGGAAAGGUCACUGGGCCCCAUCUGGAGCUGAAGAUAGAGCUGGAGGUGGGAGGGGGCGGGAAGGGAAGGCGGAUCUGACCUGGCAAGAGCUCCUCCUCCCUCCCACACCGCACCAUUUGUGUGCAGAAGAGGUAAGUUUGGGCAAGGUUACCUGGACAGGCCAAGGAGAUGAUGUCCAAGAUGAGAGGUUGGUGAAGGAGCCCCUCCCCCUUACACUGGGAGAGCAGAGCCAUGAGCCCCACAAUGUGUCCCUUGGCCUUGGGGUUCUGCAGCCUCUGGCCCCCUCAGCUCUUCCCUGGACUGUGGCCUCAGGGUGGCCGUGGGGAGGCCUGACCCCAUGAAUCAUGGAGAGCAUGUAGGGGGCCUCCAUGGGUCUCAUGCCCAACCCCCCUCCCACCAUGGAUUCUUAGGAAAGCUGAGGUGUUAGUUGGACUUCUGUUCACCACUGGAUGGCUCCCUUGCCUAGUUCUUGGUUCACCUUAACUAUCACCUUGAAGAGGCAUUGUCUUACUGACCAGAUGGUUUCAAUGUCCCACUACUCUGUUUCCCUAGCAACACCCACCACUACCUGAAAGUAACAUCUUCUGUUCUUGUCUAUGGCUGGCCUCCCCUAAAAUGCACAGGCCUCACUAUGUAGGAACCUCCCAGCAUGCCUUGCUCACAGCUCUACCCUGGAGCAGAGCAGGUGCUCAGGGCCCCUGGGUUCUCUGAGGACGCCCCAGCGGGAGUGUGGUCCCCAGAGUGCCAUCUGAGGCAAUCUGCUAGGGAGGGAGAUGGUGUCCCAGAGGACUGUGGAGGGAGGGGUUUUCCAGGCAGAGGGGGGGUGGGCAAGCAGCCUGGGCCCUGGAUGUAGAUGUAAGGCCUUCGGGUUCUUUGUGGCUGGUCCCUGGGGACAGGGAGCACGGGGAGAUGCCGCUUGCUCUAAAGUGCUUAGGAUAACCCAGAAGUCAGUCACUCCUCGGUCUUGGUUAAAGCACAAAGGAGGCGAGCCUCCCACCCUGAACCUCCCCUGGGUGUGCGAAGCCCCCAGCUGGGCUGGCCAAGGAGGUGCCCUGAAUACAGGGCUCCUUUAGGAGGGCAGAGGUGAGGCCAGGGAAGAGUGCCAGUGUAGGAGAUGCACAGUGCUGGCUGUGGAGUGAGGGACGGGGGAACCAGAGCAGUGGUCGUCUGUGAUGGGGGACCCCCACCACAAGGACACUUUGGGGUUGGUGUAACAGGUGAUGAAGCAGAGCUGCUGAGGAAAGACUGUCCUGGGAGCUGCAGGCCCAGCAUCAGAGGAUGACUGGUUUUCCUGCCCAAAUGGCUGGAGAACAUUCCAGAAGGGCCCAGGAGAGAGGCCCAGAGGGACCCACCCACAAGGUCCUGGCACCGACAUGUCUCAGUCCCUUGAUGUUUUCCUAAGGAUUACUCAUCCAGGACCCAGCGGGGAGGCUUCUGGAACUGUUGAUCACAGGCCAGUCCUGGCCACAGGCUAUUCUGGGAGCUGGGGGCAGACAGGCAGCAAGGAGAAGGUCAUGGUCUUCACCUGGGACCCGUGUCCAGGCGUCAUGGGGUGUGCGGUUCUAACCCUUGUCCACUGGCACCAGGCAACAUGGAACUGGACUUGGUGGGCAGGGGGACAGGCUCAUGGGCCUGGGCAGCGGAACUUACACAGGGAAGGCCCACCACCGGGUGAAAUGCCCCCGCAGGAGACGGUGAGCUGACACCAGCGUCCUCUGUGCUGGCUUUGAGCCACUCCCCCUGGAGCAGGGGGACAAGGUGGGGCCUCUGGCUUGUUCAUUCUCCAGCCACCAGGCCAUCGCCUGAGGGGUCUUUGGAAAAGAGAGCUUCUUUGUUCUAAUUUAAAGCAACAGGUCAAGAAGCCAAAAAUGAACAAAUAAAACCAUAAAAAAGCUUGACUUAACUUUGGAGAUCUUGGAUCAUUUAAAUACGUGAUUUAUAUUCUAGCAUACAUGGAAUAGCCACGAAAACUGACCAUCUGUUGACCAUAAGGAAAAUGUUAAGAAACUGCAAAGGCAAAUGUCUACCGUCUGUUCACGGUGUGUGUGCAUGGACACACUGACAGAGAAACGCAGAUACACACGACCUGUGGUCCCUUCACUGAACACAAUGCAGUUUAACAGAAACAAGAGCUAAGCUUUAAAAAUUUUUCUACCUGGAGAUUAAGACUACAAAUAAAAACUCGUAUGUAUAAUUUGGGGGGUCAUGAAGGA